CGGUAACGGCUGACUUAAGCCUCGUCUCCUUUCUACAAUUUCAGUCCUUCUGGCGGGCAGCACACCUCUUCACAGCCGCGAUUUUCGUCCUCUUCCUGCUGCUGCUACGGGUAUGGUGUCUCUUCCUGCCAACACGUCAGUGCUAUCCAACCUCAUGUCGCUCUUUUAGCCACUCUGCUCUGAUACUUUCUUUUGUAAACAUAAUCACUGCGUCAUACCUGGCCUUCACGCCUCAAGACCUCGCAACGUCCGCACGCGUUGCCUGCCCUGCCAAUCCGACAAACGCCGUUUGGUUGACGAGGCCGAGCGAUUCCCGUCUUGCUCGUCGCGUGCAAGUCGUCCAAGGUGCGCGUCUUUCGGUGAGACACUGUCUCCGGGGCUGGCCGUUGAACGUUGAAUGCCAGCGCGACGCAUUUCCUCGUCCUCACUUCCCCCGCCGUCAUCUCCCCCAUCGGCUUUCCGGCAAGACGGAGAAGUGAACGGUCCUUCAGAGGCGCGUGGUGUGCCCUCCCCGGCACAGACUCUGUGGACAGCCCAUCCCUCGCCCACGCAGACACUGGGCCACUCUAGCCCAGAGUUACCCCCUCUCCCUGGUUUUUCGACGCUUGGGAGCGCUGAGCGGACGCCUUCAACGGUAGCAAGGCACGAGGAUACUUCAUCCUAUUACACUGCAAGCUGGGGUAGCCCGUACAGACACCCUCCGCCGUCGUUCAACCGAGGACGCAAUCUUUCGGCGAAUUCUGGGAGUGACGAUCUUGAAGAGGACGCGUCAAAUCUUCAGUUCGGACUUGAGCACCUUCUUCCGCGACUGCCAGAAGACGACGCGCCGAAUCCCGCGUUUGGUCUCGAGCAUCUGCUUCCCCCGCGACUGACGGAAGACAAUUCCCCUAAUCGGUUCAACCUAGAGCAUCUGAUCCCUUCUCGACUGCCCCCAAGCUUCGCCGAUACGCCAACGAAAUCCCAUUUCCCUUCGGAUAAUACCCCGCGAUCAGUCCCCUUUAGUCUUCCAGCAUCAGAGACAGUUGACAACCCGUCUGAGAAGUGGGUUCAGCAGUUUCUGGACGGAGGCUGGAAUCACGAGGCAAGAAAUUGGCAAAGCGACGGAUCGACUGACGGCGACGACCAAAGGCUUCUCGUAGAGAAACCGCAGAAGAAGAAGGGUCAUAAGUCAAGGGCCAACAACUUGACUUUGACACCGCAGGAUUUCUGGUCGCAUAUUGGCAAGACUCAGCAGGAAGAACUCGGCAAGAUGAUGGCAUCAAGGUACGCCGAUCCCCAGGCGCAUUCGCGUCAGGGGUCUGGUGCGAGCUUGAGGUCCCAGCUGAGUCGGAGCAUGCAUGCGGACAAACCCCUGCCAACGCCAGAGGAAGAGAAGGCUCCCGAGUCUCCGAAGUUUGUGGUAGAUGCUCAGGGAAAGCCGCAAACUCCAACCAAGGCUGUCUCUCCUGCACCUACCCCUCGCCAGCGUAAGAGGAUCCCCGUAAAAGGCAAGUCGUGCUGGAUUUCGAUACCGACGGAUAUUCCGCGAGGCUCGCCUGGAUUUCCGCCCAAACCAAUGAGUCCGGCAGAGGUCGAGUCAAAAUUGCAACAUCUCCAACGAGCUGGUUAUGACACACGGGGGUUCGGGUACUGGAAGGGAGCUGAUGUAUCAAGUGGAUUGUGUCUUCCUCAAAAUCGAGCCAUCUGGCCCGACGAAGGCGAGGUGCGAGCAGAGCGUUCGGGGCAAUACCGUGUGCGUAUUCCCAACAAGUCUGACUGGGAUGCGUAUGUUAAUCACCUCCUGGAGGCGAAACUGGCUGCUCUCGGUGUCAGUGUAGGAGGCGAAGAGGACGACAAUUCAAUGUCAAGACAAACUUCCGCUUCGCAACAUCCUAGCAUGCCAUUUUCGCCUCCACUCCCUACAUCGUCUGCGGGUAGUCACCGAAUCCGACAGGGAAGCAUCGUUUCGGGUUCCUUUCCCCUCGGCCCUUCUCCUGGACACGCUUCACGGCAGUCAAUGGCAUCGCCAAUCACAGCUUUUGGCAAUCAACGUCCGAGCAUGCACAUGCACAGACAUUCCACCUUUGGUUCACCUGCAAGUUUUAUUCAACACCAGGCCGCUUCGCCAUCCGGUCAAUGGUCACCUAACCAGUACUUUGGUGUUCAAGGCCCUCGAGGCGGCUCGCCUGCUCUGCCUCCUCUUCCACCAAGCAGACCCGAUCCUGCCGAUCUUGCAUCGCCCAACUCUCCAUUCGGGUUUAGGUCUGGCCAGCAAUUCCCUCCUGCCCCAACUCAACGGGAUGAAGUCCUGGCUCAAAUGCAACAGCAACAACAUCAGCACAACCUUCAAGCCCAACAACAGCAGCAAUUGUUCAACCUCCGACCAUCUUCUACGCUUGCAGAAGUACCGGAGGAUGAAGCCGAAGAAGAUGAAAUGCCAGAGUUGAAGAAUGCGGCUAAGUCUGGGCCUGAAAUCGCUGUUCCAACUCCUCGCGGCCAUCGCCAUAACAUUAGUGCAAGUCUUGAGCGUGAAGCUCGCGAAGCUGAGUACCAUCUGGAGGAGGCUAUCGAUAAGCAGUUCGAGGAGGGAGGGGAUUUCAGUACGGAGCCUGAAAACAACACCCAGUUCAAGCACUCAGCUCCUGUUGCUGAUUCUACUUGGGAGGAAUCUCGGCCUGUCCUGCACCAACCUCAGCCCCACAGCAGAGCGCACUCCCUGACUAAGCCUCAGCAAUCUUCGUUCUCAUUCGGCUUCGGCCCGCAACAACCAGAGAACCCACGCGCAGAUGUCAGUGACGGGGCUAGAACCAAUAUUUCUGACGUCACGAAUCCUAGCCUAGGGGAUGGAAAUCGCCUUGACGCUGCCAACGGCUCGGCACAGCACUCUAAAACUGCAUCGCAGGUCAGCAGCUCAUGGAAAGACACGAAACUUGCGUUCGGGAAGCCUGGUUCAGCCAUGCACAGCAAACACACGUCCCGCUCUUCCAUCUCUAGGCUCAACGUGGAAGCUAAGGAGUUCAACCCGUCGACGACGUUUAGUCCGAACUCCUUUUCUUCCAGCUGCUCGUUUUCGCCCGGCAUCAAGCCAUUCGGCCAAGAUGAAGCGACAAGGAGCAACAGGGUAAGUAUCGAUGGCUUGUCGAGCCUCAAUGUCGCCGCACCCGUGUUCAAGCCUGAUGCGCCUGUGUUUAAGCCCGAUGUACCUGCAUUCAAGCCGGCCUCUGAAAAUCCAACGCUCAAGGCUGCUGUCGAGGCUCCUGUUUUCAAGCCUGGCCUGAUGAAUGGAUCUGCUUUGCCAAGCAGUAUCUUCAGUUUCAUCUCCGAAGGAUCUGUUCCCAAACCCGAUGCCCCAGUCUUCACCCCGACCAGUGGUGCAUCCAUGGGACAAUCCCCCACCGCUCCGACGAACUUUUCUUCAAAGAUAUUUGGGAACGUUAGCAUCUCUGCAACUGAUAUUGUUAAGCCUGCGAAACGUUCCAAGGCCAUUCCUAUCGUACGUCCUGAUGCUACACGACAGAAAACCCCAGAGGAGGAAGAAGACAAAGACGAUGAGUUUGGACGAAUUAUGCAAGCUGAUGGGCGAGAGAAACGCGCUCGACACGUUCAUGAUGGUGGUGACGAUGUUCCUCAAUUUGCGCUACCGUCCCAACCCUUGGCGGAAAGUAAACAACCCCAGGCAGCCAAACAAGACCCACAGAUUGAGCGCGAAACGGCUCCAGAAGACAAGGAGAAUCUUUCGCCAAAUGCCGAGAGACCGAAGUCUAAGUCAAAGAGUCCCGAUCCUCUUGUUACUAUUGGGCUGAACUCGUCCUUCGAACCGAGCAUCCCUACUCCUCAGACUGAAAUGUCCACGGGAUCCUUGUCAGACUCCAAGACGCCGAUUGAUGAUAGGACGCCGCAAGAGAGCGAUGCACCCACACCUACGGUCGAUGAAGCACCGAAGCCAUUCACGAAUAAGCAUGCCCACAAAACAAGCUCACUUUCUGCGGCGGCGAAACCAUUCGAGUUUCGACCCCAGUUCGGCACUUCCGGCUUUGAUUUUGGUUACCACGUCACCAAGCCUUCCGUCGCACAGGACGACGAACAUAACAACACCCAUAUUAGCCCUCCCCGUCACUCAAGCCGUAGCCCAGCAACGACUUUCCGACCUAGCGACGAUGGCUCUUUUAAGACUGCUCUGGAAUCCCGAAGACACGUCCCAUACGCCGAGAGCGAAAGCCUCGACUUCGACAAUUUUGGCCAAACAUCAUUCAAUGACAUUGACGCUGUUAUUCAGCAUAUGAAUGAAGAAGGCUCCGACUUUGGCAUCGAACGAGACGAUCCUACUUGGGAGCAGUCUUCUCCUAGGAGAUCUCCCCACCAAUUCGAACGCCACGAUUUAGCACCGAACGUUAAUCUGCGUAGUGAUGCACCUAGCCCUAGUCCCCGCAGACUAUACGCUCCUAGGAAUCUGAACGCAUCCUCAACAUCAAUAACGCAUGAUCCUUUCAGCGACGAUCGUGCUGGCCUUGCCUACGAAUCUCCAGUUCAUCGUCUCAAUAACGCAGCCGAGGUUCCAAUGAGCGAUUGGGAUGAAGGUCUUACGUCGGAAGGCGAGGAUAAGAUUCAAACACGAAGCCGAUUCUUCGAUAGUCAUGUCGAUACCCUCAUUAGCCGCCUUUUGCAGAGUCGCCUUGGUCCGAUGGAGAAGAACCUGCAGGGCAUUCAAGAUGCAAUUGUUACGAUGUCUCAACGUCCCGGACGUGGCCGACGCAGCAUGUCUACGAACGGACGUCUUGACAGUGACGCCGAUGACGAGGACGACGAGAUUGGAACCGACUCGCAUUUCCGUACCCGUUCUCCCAGGAAGGACCGGAGGCUCGAAAAGAUUCGAUCCAUUGUCAAGGAAGCACUCGAAUCCCACCAGCCAGCCGUCACUUCCCUUCCUGUACCUGUUCCUGCUGUGGUAGAACCCAUGAAGCCGGAUAACGUCCGAGAAAUCAUCAUGGAGGCUCUUGCUCACCACCAGCCUCAAUGGACGCCGCCCAAAUUCGAGCCUGUUCCCGCUGAGCAGAUCCGCGCUAUCGUUGAAGAGGCAGUUGUCUCUCAUCAACCGACAGCUCCCGACCCUGUUGUGGAACCUAUCAAGCCGGAUGAUAUCCGCUCCAUUGUCUUGGAUGCACUUGCUUCACAUGCCCCAACGGCAUCCGAGUCAACUUCUGAACCUGUGAAAUCGGAGGAGAUUCGCUCAAUUGUUAUGGAUGCGCUUGCUACGCAUGCUCCUCAGCUCGCUGUCGAACCAAUCCGACCGGACGAUGUCCGGGCAAUAGUCACGGCUGCUCUCACCGAACACGCUCCUCAGCUAACUUCCACAUCCGCUGUUGAGCCAGUUCAGCCAGAUCUUAUUCGCUCGAUUGUUAUGGAAGCUUUUGCAAUGCAUGCCCCCCAGUCCGCCCCUUCCCCAGUUCCCGAGCAAUUACGGCCGGAUGAUAUUCGAUCGAUCGUUACAGAGGCCCUCGCCGCGCAACAGCCGCAGCUCCCACCUGCACCUGCUGGUGGACCUAUCGAGCCGGACACGAUUCGCUCUAUUGUUGCGGAAGCUUUAGCAUCUCACAAGCCCGCUGCAACUCUAGAGCCUCCAGUUGAUAUUCCCCAACCUCAGGUUGAUAUGUCUGAAAUCUUUCAAGUUAUUGGCAGCUUGAAGGCUUCUAUUGCGCAUGCUACUUCUAGCCACAUCCAGGCCGAGGAUAUCCGUGAGGUGAUCGAAGACGCUUUGAAGCGUCAAAGCGAGGAAGCUGCAGAACGCGAGGAAGCUCGGGCUAUUGAAGAGAAGGACAUCCGGAUUGCUGACCUCGAGGCUAUGCUGAAAGAAACCUCUCUUCGCCUAGACACCGAAGCUGAAGCUCGCAAAGUCUUGGAAGCUCGUGAAGUUGACGGCGCACGCCUGCUCGAGGUCACCGAGAAGGAGCUUGCUCUCCUUCGUGAAGCUGCUGGCGACGAUGAGAACAAGAUCCGAGCACUCCAAGUGGAAUGCGAGGAUACCCGCGGCAAACUUGACUCCCUCCAUAACAGUGACGAAGAGCUCCGAAAUAGACUUGUUGCUCUUCAAACCGAGAACGAUGAGCUCAAACUCAAGGCCAUUGCAUUUGAGAGCAGUGAAGAUGACAUCAAGAAGAAGUUAGAUGUUGUCUCUGCUGAGAAUGAGGCUCUGUCGUACACCCUCGAGGAACAUCGUAUGUCGACUAACAAAUGGAGGAACGAUAUUCAAGCCGCGAACGAGGAGAACGAAAGGAUGCGCAAGACUAUCAAUUCUUCACGACUCCAACAUGAGGAAGCCAUAAGACUCCGCGAAUCCAUGCGUACCAAGUUUGAGAAACUGCAGCAGGAUAUGAUCAUCGCUUCUGGACAGGCUGCUGCUGAGCGUGCUCAAUGGCAGAAGAGUGACGAGGCACACAUGAAGAAGUACGAAGUCCUCAGCGCCAGGAUCGAGGCCGAAGGACGGACAAGAGAGAGGCUGGAGAGGGAGUUGGAGAGGCUCGAGACUCAAGAGCGAGAAGGCAUGAAGCUCAAGGUUGCUCUAGAGCAGACACAGAAGGCUAACGUCAGACUGGAGCAAACCCUUGACGAGCUAAGACAGGAGAGUGUGGAACACCAGAGAACGGCCGAAAGAUAUGAACGUGAGUUCAGGGAGGCAAGAGAAGCCGGACGCGUUGAGGUCAGACGCACGCGCGUGCUUAUGGAAGCGGAUAUUGAUGCCGCCAACAAUCAAGUCAACAUUGUCCGCGCCGAUCUCGAAAGCGAAAUUUCUCGAAUACGGGCAGAGCUCGACCAGGUUCGCAUGGAUACCGAUACCGUCAAGGCUAAGCACGAGGUUGAGAUGGAAGCUGCCUCAGAUGCGAAGAAGCAUGCCGUUAAAGAGGCUUUCGAAAGCAAGACCCUUGCUCUUCAAGAACAACACCAAGUCUUUGAACGACGUUUCGAACGCCUCUCCCAAGAACACUGCCGAGCCCUGGAGAUCGCCCGCGAGGACAAGGAACGAGCGGAGACUUUCCACAAAGACCGCAUCUCGCUCGCCGAAUCCAAGAUGGAGCACCUUCAAGACAAGGUCGCUCUGCUCGAGGAGAAGCUUGCUGUUACUAAGGAAGCAGCCAGUGCCGCCGCGGCUGCCGCUCAAUCUGUCAAAUUUCCGGCUAUUGUAGGUCCGUCCUUGUAUGGUUCCGGUUUGCCCGAGAAGAUCUCGCCUCAAGCACUAAGAGAGUCAAUUGCGGUUCUCCAAGAACAGCUUCAAGAACGCGAAUCUCGCAUCGAAUCACUAGAGCACAAGCUCGCCGAAGUUGAUACAGAGGCCCCAGCAAAACUCAAAGAGCGAGACACGGAGAUUGGUUGGCUGCGAGAGCUUCUCGGUGUACGUAUUGAUGACCUGAACGACCUCGUCAAUUCGCUCGCUCAACCUACCUUUGAUCGCGAGAUGGUCCGCGAUGCGGCUAUCCGCAUCCGAACGAACCUUCAGAUGGAGCAACAGGAGAAGGAACGCCUUGUGGCUGGUGGCCAGUCGUUCCCAACACUCGCCACACUCUCCAAUUUUGCAUCUCCUAAGGCUGUACAGCUUGCUGCUGCCAUCGGAAAUUGGCGUAAGGGUCGUGAUAAUGGAUCCAGCUCGCUAGUUGGCGGUUCAAACAACACAUCUCGUAACCAGACGCCCUCGAGAAUUGCUCCUCCGGCGGCCCAGUCUUUCCUGUCUGGGCUCAUGACCCCGCCUACUUCGAACCUCCGCCGCACUCCAGAUCUACCGUCCUCGGCCAUUCGACCACAGAACAUCCGUUCGAACUCGUCGAGCUCACGAGGUUCUGCAGGUUUUCCUAGCUUAGGAAAGCAGCCGGUGCCCAGCACUCCGCCUCUUCUUCAUAAAGCAGCAUAUGACCAAGAUGCCGAGGAUGGGCAUUUCAGCGAGAGCGGAUUCUACGAUGACGAAAGCACUGUUGAUGGCGACAUGACACCGAUUGGUCUAAACUUUGGCCAGGAGCUGAGGCGGUAAACGUUUGCAAGAAUACACAUCACCAAAUGGAACAUCCCAGAUUAUGGAUGAGAUCAACCAAAUUUCCUUUGUACACAACAAAAACUCUCCUUAUGUCGCCCGCUUGCACAGGGCAUCCCCUCGUUUCCUGUAGCUUAAUUGUUUUCAUGCGCCUCGAUCCCUCGUUCACUCUACUUGCUGUCUUUACUUAGCGAUGAUAAGCAUGGAUGGAUAUACCCCCAAGACCGCACCGCCUGGUAUAGGGCAGGAUCAUUGAGAUUGGAUUGGAUUGGAUUGGACUAAAUUGUCAGAUUAGUAGAUAAUUCCCCUUUGGAUCCGUUUCUUUUGUUGAAUAGGGUUGGUGGUGGCGGAGAACGUAGAUAUACUUAGCACAAAUUGUAAUAAGGGUUAGAGCUUAGUAUAAGUUGAUAUAAGAA
Lindgomyces ingoldianus is the source of this 8409-nucleotide messenger RNA. RefSeq lists its product as uncharacterized. The transcript has a single exon. Gene Ontology annotation, cellular component: cytoskeleton. The record is from RefSeq and is a predicted model, not a curated record. Lineage: Eukaryota; Fungi; Ascomycota; Dothideomycetes; Pleosporales; Lindgomycetaceae. The coding region runs from base 398 to 7993 and encodes 2531 amino acids.